Pisolithus orientalis is the source of this 903-nucleotide messenger RNA. RefSeq lists its product as uncharacterized. The coding region runs from base 1 to 903 and encodes 300 amino acids. The transcript has 4 exons. NCBI's taxonomy places the organism in Eukaryota, Fungi, Basidiomycota, Agaricomycetes, Boletales, Pisolithaceae. The record is from RefSeq and is a predicted model, not a curated record.
AUGAGGGACCAGGCCAUCACCUCGCUGUUGGCAGCAUUAAGGCACGUUAGGGUGCUAAUUGACACAGUGCCACAGCCCAAAGAGAGCUUAGAGGCAAUAUAUGAGUGGGUGGAGGACUGGGACCAGACCUGGGCUGGGAUCUACUCAUGGUGGAAGUACAUUGAUGAGAACAAGAUUUCUAUCCUGAAGGUGUGCAAUGCCAACCUACAUGACCUGACCAAGGAAUCUGCGAUAUGGCAGAAUGAGGCAAUCCCUGUGGCAAUAGCAAUAGUGGAUCUCUGGCAGCCAGAAGGGCAGCAUAGGUUCAACAUUAACAACCUUUUCAAGGACUACCAGGAGCAGGUAGAGGAGAGAGCGCAGAUGGAGGCUGAGAGGUCGGCCAAGGCACCAUCCAUGUGCACCCAGGGCCAAGCAGAAAGAGGUGAGGGCCAAGACCAUGCACCAGAAGACACCAAAGGAAACCUGUCAAGAGGAGCUGCACACUCAACAGGGGAGGGCUCUGGUAGUGCAAGCAAGGGAAAAGGGAAGCAGAAGGCCACCAGCAAGGAGGACAAGCUGGCUGACAACAUUGAUGAUGAUGAGGGUGAUGGCGACCCAGGUCCAUCCACAAAGGGACCUUGCACAGCUGGGGACAAUGAGCCCUGCAAGACAUGUGCCCAGGCAAACCUCACAUGCAUCAGGGAGCCAGAGGCAUCCUGCAAAUGGUGCAGGAAGGCGAAACACAAGUGCUUGCACUCUCAAGGUGUAGGGAGAAAGGUGAGGGCCAAGGAUGAGGAAUUCGAGCUGGAGCAGGUCUACUGGCUGCUGGAGAUGUUGGUGAGGCAGGUAACACAUCGGAUCGAGACUGCAUGGGCUAGAUGGGAGGAGCUGCAAAGGUUGAAGGACGAUCUCCAGGACCUGUAA